Molecule: messenger RNA, 174 nt
Organism: Blumeria graminis f. sp. triticale
Lineage: Eukaryota; Fungi; Ascomycota; Leotiomycetes; Helotiales; Erysiphaceae
Source: the annotation of a GenBank genome assembly
AUGAGCCCCAUUACAAGCCGACAAUGGCACGGACAUGGCCAGCUACACUUAGAUCUCGAGCCGUACCGUAUCGGGCGGGACCAAGUGCUCACUCUUCCUCUGGCCUCAUCUGCUCACGUGAUCUCUGGCCUCUUAGCGACUGACGCCGGCUCAAGACGAAUGCAUUUUGGAUAG